AAGAAGAAAGGGAAAGAAUGGCUAGUAUCGGAACUGGAUAUGACCUGUCAGUGACUACAUUCUCGCCGGACGGCAGAGUAUUUCAGAUCGAAUACGCCGGCAAAGCUGUUGAUAACAGUGGUACUGUCGUCGGCAUCAAAUGCAACGAUGGAAUCGUCUUGGGAGUGGAGAAGCUAAUUGCGUCUAAGAUGAUGUUGCCUCGAUCAAAUCGGAGAAUUCACUCUGUUCAUCGUCAUUCCGGCAUGGCUGUCGCAGGUUUGGCUGCCGAUGGGAGGCAAAUUGUUGCCCGAGCUAAGUCCGAAGCUACCCAGUUUGAAAGUGUAUAUGGUGAGCCAAUUCCAGUGAAAGAACUUGCAGAACGAGUUGCUAGUUAUGUGCAUUUAUGCACACUGUAUUGGUGGCUCAGGCCUUUCGGAUGUGGGGUGAUUCUUGGAGGGUAUGAUAGAGAUGGACCUCAACUAUACUUGGUUGAGCCUUCUGGUGUCUCCUAUAGGUACUUCGGUGCUGCUAUUGGAAAGGGCAGGCAAGCUGCUAAAACAGAAAUUGAGAAGUUGAAGUUAUCUGAAAUGACCUGUCGACAAGGGGUUAUUGAGGUAGCCAAAAUAAUUUACGGAGUACAUGAUGAGGCAAAGGACAAGGCAUUUGAACUUGAAUUGAGUUGGAUAUGUGAUGAGUCUAACCGCCAACAUCAGAAGGUUCCUGAUAACCUUUUAGAGGAAGCGAAGACUGCAGCUAAAGCUGCACUUGAAGAGAUGGAUGCAGAUUAAGGGUGCAAAUAGACCUGCUCUUUCUUUCUUCAUGCAUCUGGUUAUUGAAUGAUCUAUCUUUGCCAUGUUAACUGGGAUUUUAGCACCACGGCAUUGAUCACUGCUGAUGAUGAAAGCUUUUAUAGUUUCUUGUAAUUCUGAACUGUAAGCUCUACUACUCGAAGUUAAAAAAUCCAGAGUAAUAGUUUGUAUUUCAAAUGAUGAAUUCUGAUUUUUGUAAGGCUUGAUUUUCGUAAACGGUCUUUGGUCUACAAAGCAGGUUAAA
Lycium ferocissimum is the source of this 1032-nucleotide messenger RNA. Its product is annotated as proteasome subunit alpha type-3-like. Gene Ontology annotation, biological process: ubiquitin-dependent protein catabolic process. Bases 18 to 767 code for a protein of 249 amino acids. Lineage: Eukaryota; Viridiplantae; Streptophyta; Magnoliopsida; Solanales; Solanaceae. The record is from RefSeq and is a predicted model, not a curated record. Gene Ontology annotation, cellular component: nucleus; proteasome core complex, alpha-subunit complex; proteasome core complex. The transcript has 9 exons.